Messenger RNA from Cavia porcellus (domestic guinea pig), 4772 nucleotides. It is a transcript of the gene Fsip1, whose product is annotated as fibrous sheath interacting protein 1. The record is from RefSeq and is a predicted model, not a curated record. Lineage: Eukaryota; Metazoa; Chordata; Mammalia; Rodentia; Caviidae. Bases 173 to 1927 code for a protein of 584 amino acids. The transcript has 12 exons.
ACCGCGUUCCUGACUUUGGAUCGCUCUCAUCUCCCACCUGUUGAGAAGCUGAGGCAGUAGGAAAGGGCUCUACCCUUUGGGGUAAAAGGGUGAUAUUCAGAGUGGCAGCGGCGCACUUGUGUGCCUUCAGUGCUCUGGCGACAGGUUACUAGCUCCGACUCCGGCUGAAAGGAUGUCAAUGGAUAUAAUAAAGGGCAACCUAGAUGGAAUUUCAAAACCAGCCUCAAGUUCAAGAACACGUCCCGGGAGCAGGAGUUCGAGUGUUUCUUUAGAGGUGCUCUCACCAGAACCAGGGCCCUGCAAGGUUGAAACUGCAAGCAAGUUAAAUUCUGGUAAAGAGGACUGCUCAGAAAGCAGCAAUCCAGAGGAAAGAAGAGACAGUAAGGAUAAUAAAGGUACAGAAUAUUCUGGGAAAAUAAAACUGGUCAAACAGGGAUCAGAUGAAGAUCUGGACUUGGUUCAACAUCACAUAAUCCCUGAGCAUUCAGAUGAACCCAAAUCAAAAGAAUCAGAUUCUCAACUUCAAGAUGCUAUUCAUAAGAUGAACAGACUUGAUAAAAUAUUGGCAAAGAAACAGUACAGAGAAAAAGAAAUUAAGAAGCAAGGUCUAGAAAGGCGAAUAAAGCUCUGGGAAGAACUUAAGUCUGCAAAAAUUAGUGAAGCUUUGCAAAGUAAUGAGGAGAUGGAAAAUACAAAAAAAUUUUUAUCUUUGACGGCUGCAUCCGAACAAACUGCCGGUCCUUCUCAUUCUGAGGAUGAAGACAGCUUUUUCUCAGUGUUUCAUACUCAGGUUCCUCCAGAACAUUAUGAAAAUGGUAUGCAGGAUGUCAAUCGAGAUUUUACCUAUGAUGUGGAAAGGAAUGAGUCAUUGAUCAAAACAGAAGAGAAACCUUUCUCAAAAACAGAAAAGAUUGAGCUAAGGGACAAACCCAACCAGGAUUUUGUUAAGCGAAACAUUGAGUUAGCCAAGAAAUCCAGAAGUCCAGUGCCUAUGAGUGACACAGAAAAGAAAAGGCUGGAUGAACUUUUGAAGGACAUAGAUGAUAGAGAUUCGGGGCUGUCCAGUUCUGAGGGGGAUCACUGUGGUUGGCUGUUUCCAGGAGAAGGAUACACAUUUGCAGCCAAUGAGCAUAAGCAGCUUGCUGAAAUUGACACAAAACUCCAAGAGCUCUCUGCUAUCUCCCCAGCAGCUUCUAGCUUUUCUCCAAGACUUGAAAAUGAAAAUGAUCAGGAACCUGACCUUGUUGAUGAAAGAAAUGUGGAAAUAACUCCAGGAGAACAGGUACUCCGAGACACUAAAGAGCAGCGGGAUCAGAAAAAUCGACUGAAAGAGAUAGAUGAAAGACUGAGGAAGAUCAAGGAAAAUGUGCUAGAUUCUACAUCAUUUCUCUCUGAUGAACACUUAAAGUGUCUUCUGGACAAAUACACAUUCAAACAGAAAUCCAUCAAUAGAUUGAUUUCUGGAAAAGAAAAUGAAGGCAUUGAGGAUAAGAUACCCGACUUGCCCCAAAUUUCCAGAUCUAUCCUGUCAGAGUUACUAAAUGAGUCAGAAGUAAAAAUCCAGAACACAGGGGUGGAAGAUGGAAGCAUGGAGCAGAACGCAGACUGUGAAGCUUCUAUGGGUUAUUAUCUCACUAAAGCCUUGGCUGGGCAUUGUAUGUCGGAAGCUCUUAUUAUGGAAGCAGAGGAAAUGAAGUGCCUUCAGUUUUCCAAAGAGGAGGUUAUUAGUAACACAGAAGACUAUUUUAUGUCCAAGACCGUGGGCAUCGGGAGACUCCAGAAGCCUUCUUUCUUGGAUGAUCCACUGUAUGGUAUCAAUGUGAGCCUUUCAUUGGAAGACCAGUAUCUGAAACUCAGUCCUCCCAAGGAACCAGCACCAGAUAAACAGGAGAUGAAAGAGGUGAUGGAAGAAUAUAAAGAAUCUUAAGCAAGGACUUGCUAGGAUAUGCUCUUAAGACAGUUGGUAAUUAAAUUAAAUUCCUUAUUUUCUCUGAAUUCUUUAAAUUCAAUGAGUACUGUGGGGACUGUUUCCCAAAUAAUGACUUUGAUAUGUGAAAUCUCUUACAGAUUUCAUUUCCUUGAUAUUUUUGAGACUUGAGGUAUAAUUGUUCAAUAGUUUUUCUUCACUGAAAUUUCUGCAAAAUAUAUUUAUAAAUGUAUCAGGGAUACAUUAUGAAAACCAACAUUUUAAUGUAUGCAUUAUGUUAAGCAUAGUGGAAAUGGUGUGAUUAUACUAUACUUUAUUUUAUGUGCUUCAACUUUAUUGUAAUGCAGAUUGUGGUCACUAUGGAUUUUGUUUUGAUCUGUUUUUCCUUUUUUCAGUCUGUUCAGUGUCUGUGGGUACAACUUACCAUGGGAAGAAUCAGACUUCCUCAAUAAAGCAGCAUUAGGGAAACCUGUAGUAUCUUAUUAAUGAUGAUACUUAUUGAGGUAGGAAUGUGAUGUUAUUUGAUACAUUUCUCUUUGUUAUGUUCUUUUACUUGGGGUCAUUUAGAACACAAUAAAUAAAGAUGAACUACUGUUUAUGAAAAGUAUGUAAUAUUAUUUUAAGACAAGUUUACUUAGUUAUAUAUCAGUAACCUGGAUUCAUAGGAAAAUUUUAUAUCAACACUUCCUAUGAUGAAUUAACCUUAGAACUAAAAGUCAACUAUAUUUCGGAUUUGAAAAAUGAGCCAGCUGUUGUACUGCCUUUAAUAAAAUUUGGAAUAAUAUGUAUGUGUCAUUGUUAGUAUUUGCUGGCCCGUGUUCAUCUACCGAUGUUGGGUAGUAAUGUUUGUUGAUGUCAUUGUAUUGUUUGGCCUUUUGGAAUGAAGCUACUCUUUUUGGAAAUGUCAAUAGGCAGUUUCUUUUUCCAGUCUUCGUAUUUCUAUUUACUAUUUAUUCAUUUAAAAUACCAACAGUUCAUACUGGUAUCAGUGUGCUGCAGUGUAACUUACCCUGACAUCAAGAGUUCUGCUGAGGGGUGUCUGCGGAAGUUAAAGGUCAUGAUUUUAGGUUGUCAUAGGAAUGGCUUGGCACUGCUAGGUUUGGGUAGAGGUGACAUGGGCGGGAAUGGGGGUAGGACAGAGAAAAACCCUUGCAGAAGAGCUCAGCUUUCUAAUCCCACAUUUUUCCUUCCAUGUGUUAGAGGAGUGGGUAAAGGGAGAGAGAAACAAAAUCUUUUUUUGUGGACACUGCAAAGGGCUUGCUACAUUCUGCACUUCUGCAAGUAGUAUUUGGGGCACAGCGAGCCCUUCUGCAACGGUAGUUUUGAUAAGAGGAAGGCAAACAGUGAUACUGAGUAAUGAAUGUUGUCAGUGAAAGAAGUGGCAGCGCUGCAUCGCAUGUUAAGUGACAAGGGCUGGUAAACUGACUUUACGAUAAAAUUCAGCAUGCAGCUUCCAGAUUUACAAAGCCCCAGACACCUUGGUUUACAGAGAAUGUGUUUUAUUAAAAACUUAUUGAAAACAAGUGUUUUAUACUGAGCUUCCUUCUAAGCCCUUGUGUUUGCCUAGAAGAAGAAUAAAAAGUAUUCUAUAGAAGAGAAAGAAAGAAUGAAGUUGUUCUGGGGAUGAAUUUAGGAACUUAAAACUGUGGUUUUUCUAUGUAUGACUCUUCAAAAACAACCAUUUGUUGGCACCACCUCAGUAGUACGUUCCCAAGGACCUGAAGCUUAUUACCCUUCAUCUAACUCUACCCAAGCCCUGACAAUAAACUCCUGCAAGAGGAAAAAACUAUCACCGUGAUGAUGUGAUUUUAAUGAACCUGCCUACUUGUAGGUCGGUUUCAGAGCAAAAAUGAAACACGCCUGGGGAGAAAAGCUGUCUUCAGCCACGUUUUCUGUCUCAUCCUGAUAUUCACAACUUGUUUAGCUGCGCUGCCUAUAAAUUAAUUAGCAUUCUAUUCUGAGAAAGGAUGAUAUCAUGUUUCAAAUAAUUAUUCUUUCAGAUCAGUUUCCCAGAUUACACAACCAUUUCUAGCUCUUUCUCCCUCAGCUUGGCCCUGUAAAGUAAUUUGGCACUUUAUAAUAUGUGAUCACGCUACUUGGGUCGGCAUUUUUAGAAUCAGAGAGAAAAGUCAAUGAGGAAGAGUUUAUCUCAUUCAGCCAGUCUUUCUGUUGUCUAACAGACCUCAAAACAAGACCCUUAAUUUAUAUAAGUUCUUUUUUUAUUAUUAAAACUGGAAAUUAUGUGCUCAGCAUGUCACAUUCAUGAUUGGUCCAUCUGAAACUCUAGUCUGCUUAUUUUACAUUUUGGCCUUUUCUUCCCAAAAUGUGGUACUUACACCACACACAUACUGCUUCCAAGUUUUACAUUUAUUUUUAGGCAUCAGUUUUUGACCAAAGACCAAAUUCUCGACAAGGCAGCAAUUCAUGGCUCCCCUUUUCAAGGACAGCUUCUCCCUUGUCACACUUGCUGUUGAGGCUGCUGUGCCCGUGACCCUGCUGUCCAUGGGUGCCAUCGCCUACAAGUCAGAUGGGGCUGCAAGUUACACGUGUGUCACAGCUACUCUUCCCUUUGUUCUUAUUGUUCUAGAAACAGAACUGGACUUUGAGAAGGACUCAAUAUAUGAAGUCUGACAUUGAUAUAAAAUUGUUUUUUGGGAGCGCGUUUUUAGUUAGGGGUCAUUUCUCUAUUGUAUGCUUUUAAUAUGGUAAUGUUAUUUUGCAUUUUGUUCCACAAAUCUAGCAAAUGUGUAUUCUAAUCCUAGUCUUGUGCAACUCUGGCUUUCUGCAUCAUGUAGGAACUAUGAAUGUUACUAUUAUUCAUUGUAAUUUCAUAUUGUGUAUGCUC